AUGGAGAGCAGUGAAGUUAGUGCCAUUGAGCAAGAGACAGAGACAGUGUGGCUCUUCACUGUAGAUCUGCUUGAGGUUGCCACAGCAUUGAGAUCCUGGAGAAGGGGCAGUACCCUGCACAAAUGUCACAACAAGAAUCAGAUUCAGCAAUUAAAAGGAGCAUCCGUGUCAUCUAACGGAAAUGCUAACCAGCUCAUUAUAAGCCCUUUUUGGUUCUCAGAGUACUUCUGCAUGGUCAUGAGGAUCAAUAUUGAUUGCAAUGGAUGUUACAAAAAAGUCAAGAGAGCCAUUCUUGAUAUGCCAGAGUUGGACAGUCAUCUUCUUGAGAAGAAGCAGACAAGGGUAGUUGUAUGUGGCAGGUUCAUCCCACAAGAUGUUGCAAUCAAGAUAAAGAGAAAAACUAACCGGAGAGUUGAGAUUUUAGACAUACAAGACUUGAGCGAGAGCAAUGAAGAAAUGGAAGACCAGAAACCAAUGACCAAUAAUUGGACUCUUCUACCCACCCGGAAUCAAAUAGAAACAUGUCUGGUUUGA
Sphenostylis stenocarpa is the source of this 534-nucleotide messenger RNA. The record is from the annotation of a GenBank genome assembly. Lineage: Eukaryota; Viridiplantae; Streptophyta; Magnoliopsida; Fabales; Fabaceae.